Messenger RNA from Marasmius oreades (fairy-ring Marasmius), 738 nucleotides. RefSeq lists its product as uncharacterized. Lineage: Eukaryota; Fungi; Basidiomycota; Agaricomycetes; Agaricales; Marasmiaceae. The transcript has 6 exons. The record is from RefSeq and is a predicted model, not a curated record. The coding region runs from base 1 to 738 and encodes 245 amino acids.
AUGCCAGUUUCAGUCAGGUUCCCGGGGAGUCAAGGCAUUGACUCACCUCACAAAGGAUACAGCCUUAGAAUAAACACCCGUUUUCUGGAACCAGUUGAGGGGAACACAACCCCUCCCACCACCCCCUUCACCGUCGCCCUUAAAAAUCGACAAGGACUCGAAGACGGUAUAUAUCAGAUUAGUACAACACAAUCCUUCGACAACGAUUGCCAUGUCGAGAGACCGUUAUAUCUCGCCACCGAUUCUGGUUUCGUGAAAGUCGUUCCAGAACCUCGGGAUAAUGCGACAUUGUGGCGAAUAAACCGAAUCAAUACCCAACUCGAUACAUUCAACAUCAACUCACCGUCAUGCAACAUUUCGAACUUGGUAUCAAGUCACGCAUUUAGAUACCGAGUUGAGAAUGUAGGCAGUGGAGAGCUCCUUGGGUUGAGUCGGUCGCGACUGACGUUGAUAACAACGAAAGGGUAUCAAGACAACACUUUAAAAGUCUUUAUUUCACCUUCAGAACCACCUUCUUGCGAAUCCGGUACAACUUCGACAGGUAGUUACAAGAUGUACACAAUCCUCCCGGACGAAACAUCAUACGGAACCCUAGAAGAGUUUUAUCUUCAUGUGGGGAUAUGGCAGUUGGCACCGAAAGGAAAACCGGUUGUGCCUGCACCUGUCCAUCUAUCCUCGAAGGUUUUUCCGGAGUCGGAUUGUUCGUGGGUAUUCGAUUUUGCGGAAGGAAUACCAUGA